AACAAUGGCGUCCCGGUCGUGGUUGUUCCUGCUGCUUGGCCUCGCCGCCAGCUUGCUUCAAGCUCGUGGUCAGAGCGCGCCUGACAGCAGGGGAUUCAUCAGCAUAGAUUGCGGUCGGUCGGAGCAGAGCGGCAGCUACGUGGACGAGCUCACAAAGCUGCGGUACACCACGGACGCCGGCUUCACCGAUGCCGGCUCCAACCACAACGUGUCUAUCAGGCACACCAACCCCGAAUACACCAAGCGCUACCCUCAGGCGGAAAACGUCCGGAGCUUCCCCGGCGCGGUAAGGAGCUGCUACACGCUCCGGCCCAUCGUGUCGGGGUCCAAGUACCUGCUGCGGGCCUCCUUCAUGUACGGAAACUAUGAUGGCCUCAACAUGAUCCCCGUCUUCGACCUCUACCUCGGCGUCAACUUCUGGAUGACGGUGAACUUCUCCAAGGACGACCCUGACCUUGCGUUUUACUCCGAGGUCAUCACCGUUCUCCCCGAAGAUUCGGUGCAGGUUUGCCUGGUUGACACCGGCUUGGGGACGCCGUUCAUCUCAUGGCUGGAACUCAGGCCCCUAAAAAACACGCUCUAUCCGCAAGCCAACGUCACCCAGGCACUGGCCCUGUCCAGGAGGUGGAACUUCGGUGGUGACAGGAUGAUUAGGUACCCGGAGGACCCGUACGACCGGCCAUGGUUCCCGUGGAACGACCCGGGCUCGUUGCAGAUCUCAACAGAGCAGAAGGUCGAGCGGGACGAAAGCACGCGCGAGAUUUUCCAUGCGCCGUCCGUCGUGAUGCAGACAGCCAUCACUACGCCCAACGUCUCUACAGACAUUGAGUUCGGGUAUAACGUCAGGACGGACCACGUUUACCCCAAGCCCCGGCACGUAUUUGUCUUGUAUUUCUCGGAGCUGAAGGUCCUGCCGAGAAAUGCCGUCCGCCUGUUCAGCAUCAGCGUUGAUAACUGGCUUUGGUGCGGCUUAUGCCAGCUGCCUAACAGCAUAUCCAGGACCUCUCACAACAUCAACCACUUCCCUUUCUCCCCCCGGCACAACUUCACCAUAAAAGCCGUGGUGCCGAACUCGACACUGCCGCCGGUCAUCAACGCUGCCGAGUUUUUCUCUGUCAUCUCCAUGGCCGACCUUGGCACGUUCACUCGAGACGCUCAUGCCAUCAAGGCAAUCAAGAAGACAUAUCAGGUGAAGAAGAAUUGGGAGGGUGAUCCAUGCGCCCCAAAGACUCUUGCAUGGGAUGGGUUGAACUGUAGCUAUCCCGUUUCAGAUUAUCCAAGAAUCACAAAUGUAAAUAUGUCAUUCAGCAGUCUGAGCGGCGAUAUAUCAACUUAUUUUGCACAGCUCGAAGCUAUCCAACAUUUGAAUUUGUCACAUAACAAACUGACGGGAUUAGUUCCUAAUGUACUCUCGGAGUUGUCCUCUCUUGAAGUGUUAGAUUUGACGGAUAACCAACUUAGUGGAACAAUCCCUCCCGGACUUCUGAAAAGAGUGCAAGAUGGAUCCCUAACUCUAAGAUACAGCGAUAAUCCAAGCCUUUGCAGCAAUAGCAGUUCUUGUUAUCCCACCGAAAAGAACAACUCUAUGCUUGCCGUCUAUGUUGUUGCUCCAAUACUUAUAGUUAUAAUUGUCGGAUUACUCGUGGCACUACUACUCAUAAUCAGAAAAGGACAAAAAAAAACAGAAAAAGGCAGUGCAGAAGUACAAAGCGAGCUGAGUGGUGUGGGGUCGCACUUCACGAACAACGACGGUCGACACAGACUGCUGCAAAUCGAGAAUCGUCGGUUCACGUAUAGGGAGUUGGAGUUCAUAACGAACAACUUCCAUCGAGUACUCGGCCGAGGGGGGUUCGGCAUUGUCUACGCUGGUUUCUUGGAGGAUGGUACUCAGGUAGCAGUCAAGCUACGGUCUCAGUGUUCCCAUCAAGGUAUCACCGAGUUCCUGGCUGAGGCUCGGAACUUAACAAGGAUUCAUCAUAAGAAUCUUGUCUCCCUGAUUGGUUAUUGCAAGGAUGGUGAUUAUUUAGCCCUUGUAUAUGAGCAUAUGUCAGAAGGAAACCUCCAAGAUAAACUAAGAGGGAACAAUCCCAACAUUGGACGUUUAACCUGGAAACAAAGAUUGUGUAUUGCACUUGAGUCCGCACAAGGACUCGAGUAUCUGCAUAAAGCGUGCAGUCCACCCUUCAUACAUCGAGAUGUGAAGACAUCAAACAUCCUACUAAAUGCAAAUCUUAAGGCCAAGGUUUCUGAUUUUGGCUUACUGAAGGCUUUCAAUCAUGAUGAUGACACUCAUGCAUCGACGGCUAGGGUGGUUGGCACACAAGGCUACCUUGCCCCUGAGUACGUGGCAUCCCUACAACUAACCGAAAAGAGCGAUGUGUAUAGUUUUGGAGUCGUGUUGUUAGAGGUGGUCACAGGGCAGCCGCCCAUACUACAAAGCCCUGAGCCCACUAGUAUUGUUGAGUGGGCGCGGGAGUGCCUUGUUCAAGGAAAGAUUGAGAACAUUGUGGAUGAUUGCAUGCGAGGUGACUAUGAUGUCAACAGUGUGUGGAAGGCUGCAAAAGUUGCCCUCAAAUGCACCAAGCAAGCUCCCGCACAACGGUACACAAUGACAGAAGUGGUGGCCCGACUGCAAGAGUGUUUGGAGCUUGAGGAGAGUCGUACAAAUGCUGAUGAUUCCAACUCAAGUUACGGUAUACAAGACAUUGAGCCAUACACUAAUAUUGGCCAGAGUAAUUGGACAUCCGAGAUGGAGCACCAUUAUGGCAAGGCACUGGCCACCGAUUUGUCCAUACAUUGA
Molecule: messenger RNA, 2800 nt
Organism: Aegilops tauschii subsp. strangulata
Lineage: Eukaryota; Viridiplantae; Streptophyta; Magnoliopsida; Poales; Poaceae
Source: RefSeq, a predicted model, not a curated record